Ceratitis capitata (Mediterranean fruit fly) is the source of this 3996-nucleotide messenger RNA. It is a transcript of the gene Myo31DF, whose product is annotated as myosin-IA. NCBI's taxonomy places the organism in Eukaryota, Metazoa, Arthropoda, Insecta, Diptera, Tephritidae. Gene Ontology annotation, cellular component: myosin complex; microvillus; plasma membrane. The coding region runs from base 335 to 3361 and encodes 1008 amino acids. The transcript is spliced from 10 exons. The record is from RefSeq and is a predicted model, not a curated record. Gene Ontology annotation, biological process: actin filament organization; vesicle transport along actin filament. Gene Ontology annotation, molecular function: ATP binding; actin filament binding; microfilament motor activity.
UGUUUCCAGUUGUGUAUUACUUUUUCGUUUGUGUGGUUUGUUUAAUUUUUGUUUCAGCUUCGCGUUAAGCGCUUAAAGUAAUAUACAUAAAUAUUCGGAGAGUUUUGGUUCAUUAAAGUAGCUAUUGUGGUUUGUUUUCAGUUGUAUCAAAAAAAAAAGGCCUCUAAUACCAUUAGCCAUUGGAUUAAGAAAAACAGUUGACCAGUCUAUAAAUGUACAUACAAACUCAUAACAACCACUUUGAUAGUCCCUAAAACGAAUCAGUGGAUCUACCAAGAAAUUAUUCUUAAAAUUUAUGUGAUACUUAAUUGCAAUUCGAAAAAACACUUCUAAAAUGGCAAUGCAGCAACGAGAAGUUGGAGUCAGGGAUUUCGUGCUCCUAGAACAAAUAACAAUGGACAAAUUUAUGGAAAAUUUGAAAAAAAGAUUUCACAGUGGAUCGAUUUAUACCUACAUUGGCGAAGUUUGUGUAUCGAUGAAUCCUUAUCGGCAAAUAAAUAUUUAUGGUCCUGAAACGAUAAAAAUAUAUAAAGGCCGCGAGCUAUUCGAGAACCCUCCACACAUAUAUGCCAUAGCUGAUGCAGCAUACAAAAUAUUGAAACAACGUCAUCAAGAUACCUGCAUCCUGAUCUCAGGGGAAUCCGGAGCGGGCAAAACUGAGGCUUCUAAAAUUAUUAUGAAGUAUAUCGCGGCUAUAACCAAUGUACAUGGUCAGAACGAAAUUGAAAGGGUAAAAAAUGUUCUAAUACAAAGUAAUUCCAUCCUUGAAACAUUCGGAAAUGCAAAAACGAAUCGAAAUGACAAUUCAAGUCGAUUUGGGAAAUAUAUGGAUAUUGAGUUUGACUAUAAAGGGGAUCCUGUGGGGGGCAUAAUUACAAAUUAUUUGCUGGAGAAAUCACGUGUGGUGCAACAACAGUCAGGAGAAAGAAACUUUCACUGUUUCUAUCAGCUUCUGCGAGGUGCUAGCGAUAUGGAGCUGCACCGAUAUGAUCUAAUAAAAGAUACUAGUAGGUAUCACUAUAUGAACCAGGGUAGUAUGGACGCACUUUCCGAAAAAUCGGAUUACAAAAGCACAAAUAUUGCUUUUAAAACGCUGGGGUUUACGAAUGAAGAGGUGCAAACUAUUUGGAGUACUAUUGCUGCUAUUUUACAUUUAGGCAAUAUCGAAUUUCAAUCUAAUGAAGAUGAUCUGACAAUUAGCAACAAAACACAUUUGCAAUCUGCUUCAAAUUUGUUGCAAGUAACCGAGAAUGAACUUUCUAACUCUCUAACAAAGCGAACUAUUGCAGCUGGUGGUAAUGUUAUGCUUAAAGAACAUGAUGCCACGCAAGCGGAAUAUGGAAAGGAUGCUUUGGCUAAAGCGAUUUACGACCGACUUUUUACUUGGGUUAUAUCUCGCAUAAAUCGUGCAAUUUUAUUCCGAGGCACAAAAAAUCAAGCACGUUUUAACUCAGUUAUUGGCGUUCUUGACAUUUACGGGUUUGAGAUUUUCGAUAGCAACAGUUUUGAACAAUUUUGCAUAAAUUAUUGUAAUGAAAAAUUACAACAGCUCUUUAUUGAACUGGUACUUAAACAAGAGCAAGAGGAAUAUCAAAGAGAAGGAAUAGAGUGGACCAAUAUUGAGUAUUUUAAUAACAAGAUAAUCUGCGAUCUCAUUGAGCAACCACAUAAGGGCAUGAUAGCAAUUAUGGAUGAGGCUUGCCUCUCAGUGGGUAAAGUCAACGACGAAACCUUGUUAGGUGCCAUGGAUAAAAAUCUUAGUACACACCCCCAUUACAGCAGUAGGCAGCUGAAGCCCAUCGAUAAAGAGCUGCAGCACCGUGUAGACUUCAGAAUAACGCACUAUGCUGGUGAUGUUAUUUACAAUAUAAAUGGAUUUAUUGAAAAAAAUAAGGAUACGCUUUAUCAGGAUUUCAAACGCCUAUUACAUCAUUCCAAAAAUGUCAACUUGAGUGAAAUGUGGCCAGAAGGUGCUCAAGAUAUUAAGAAAACCACCAAGCGACCUCUCACUGCUGGAACUCUUUUUCAACGCUCUAUGAUAGAUCUCGUAAAUACUCUUUUGAAGAAGGAACCAUUUUAUGUUCGCUGCAUUAAACCAAACGAUAUAAAGAGUGCCACGGUAUUCGACGACGAUCGUGUGCAACAUCAAGUUCGCUAUCUCGGAUUACUGGAGAAUGUCAGAGUUCGUCGCGCUGGUUUUGUACAUCGUCAACGUUACGACAAAUUUUUAUUGCGUUACAAAAUGAUUUCUCAGUACACUUGGCCGAAUUUUCAUGCCGGAAGUGAUAAGGAUGGCGUUCGAGUGUUAAUUGAAGAAAAAGGUUUUGGGAAUGAUGUGAAAUAUGGACAUACUAAGGUGUUCAUACGGUCCCCUAAUACUUUAUUCACACUAGAGCAACAACGUAACGAAAUGAUUCCUCAUAUUGUUACCUUGCUGCAAAAACAAGUCCGAGGUUGGAUUGCUCGAUGUAAUUAUAAAAAAAUGUUGGCCGCACUCGCUAUAAUGCGUGCUUACAAAACAUACAAAUUGCGAUUUUAUGUUCACGAUCUAGCACAACGUUUCCGCAAUGCAAAAAAUAUGAGAGACUAUGGUCGAAGCAUCCUGUGGCCGCAACCCCCAUUGGCUGGGCGAAAAGCAGAACCUCAAUUGAAACGAAUUUUUGAUAAUUGGCGAGCUUUUAUGAUACUACGCAAAUAUCCGCGGUCUGAAUGGCAACAACUGCGUUUACAAAUAAUAGCCGCGUCUGCAAUGAAAGGUCGUCGCAAGCAUUGGGGCCAGCAACGCAAAUGGAUUGGUGAUUACCUAUCGAAUUCUCAAGAAAAUACAUGUUAUCAAGCUUACACCAACAAUAUCAGAAAUUUGAAGAAUGUUCAAGCUAAUAAUACUGUAUUAUUUUCAUCAUUUGCCAAGAAAUAUAACAAACACAAUAAAUCCGCUGAUCGUGCUUUCAUUGUGACAGAUAGUGGAAUAUACAAAUUGGAUGGUGCCAAACACAAAUUUAAAAAUAUGAAUCGUUCUAUUUGUAUUAAAGAUCUUACAUCAAUAAGCAUAAGUCCUGGACUUGAUCAACUUGUAAUAUUCCACUCCUCUGAUAAUAAUGAUUUAGUCUUUGCUCUACAAGGGGAAAAUUCUCAGUUAAAAGAGGAUCAUAUCGGCGAGCUUGUGGGAGUUAUUUGUAAAAAAUAUUUUGACAUUUGUCAGCGAGACCUCCGCGUGGACGUGAAUUCUACAAUCGUAUGCCGUUUGGGUGGGAAAUCUCGAACCAUUAUUAUUCAAGGUGAACCAGGCGUUGAAAAUCCUAAUUUUCGACAUACAGCUGGUAAUAUUAUUUUUGAAGUUCCUCCAUUCUACUGCGUCUAAAAGCUGAAAAUUAUUUCGGAAUCAACGCAUUAAUAUUCUUUUAUAAGCCAAUUCUGGGCUCUGAGUUUUGUUUUAAUCUUAAUGGCCGUAUUUGAUGUGUUGAUUGUUAGUUUACAUUAUGAAACAUAUUACUGCAUUCAUAUAAUUCUGAAUAUGUAUUUAGCAAUGCAAUUGUACAGGUAUGUACAAAAAUUUUAAUUUUUCAAAAAAAAGGUUUAGUUAUUAAGUAUUAACCGACCAAGGUGUUAAACAUUCAAAAACGCAUAUAUAACAUGACUUGGAGAUAAUUCUUAUCCCAUUUUGAAGGUUCAACAUUGUAAUGUUCAUUGAUUAUUGGGACACUUAAAAUGUGUUUUCGAAUGCAAAGAUUGCACUAAAAAAUAUAAUCCACUUUGUUGUAGUUUUUUUAGUGGUGCAUUCAUAAUUUCAAUAACUUCACAUGUGCACAAAAAAUAUACACAAACUGUGGGAUUCAAUACGCAGUCUUAAGCCUCAAACAGAUUAUUUUGUCUUAAAAAUAUCUAAUUUAGGCUAGUUGGUCUUCAUAAGCAGUGUCUAGUCCACAACAAUACAAUAAAAAAAUUGUUUCUUUUUAACUUUUUCUUCACUUUUGUGCUACAAAUUUCAUUUAUUAA